Mercurialis annua (annual mercury) is the source of this 2112-nucleotide messenger RNA. Its product is annotated as protein FREE1. The transcript is spliced from 10 exons. The record is from RefSeq and is a predicted model, not a curated record. Lineage: Eukaryota; Viridiplantae; Streptophyta; Magnoliopsida; Malpighiales; Euphorbiaceae. Gene Ontology annotation, biological process: multivesicular body assembly; intralumenal vesicle formation. Gene Ontology annotation, molecular function: metal ion binding; ubiquitin binding. Gene Ontology annotation, cellular component: late endosome membrane; ESCRT I complex. The coding region runs from base 130 to 1872 and encodes 580 amino acids.
CUGAUAUCUCCAAACCAUUAUUCUUUCGCUCGUCUGUUUCCUCUCCGUUUACUUGUUCAUCGUCUGUUAUCAACUUAUCAUUACAAAUUUGAAUCGAUUUGAAAAGAAGAAAGCAAAUCAGCAGAAGAGAUGCAACAAGCAGAUUACAGUUCCUAUUACCAAUACCCUCACUAUCAAAACCCUAACAAUAAUUCAACCCAUCCCCCUAAUCUAACCGACCCUCACCAGAAUUCAUACGCCUCGGCGCCGCCUUUCAGCUCCGAUUACCCUAAUUAUCAGCCCAAUUACCCUCCUUAUCAUCACAAUUCCGAUCCUACCCCUGCUCCUCCCCCCACCGCUCCCUCCUUCACCCCUUCCUCAGCGAUUCCGUCAAGUCUUCAAUCAACAUACAAUCCGCCGUCUCAACCACCGCCACCGCCACCUCAACAACCGUCCUUCCCUCCUUACGAGACCCAUGGCCCCUACCCACCUCCUCCAACUAGUCAACAGUCGUCGUAUUACUCACCCUAUGAUCAGCAUCAGACGGCUCCCAAUUACGCACCCAAUCCUAACCCCAUGUACUCUGCUUCACCGUAUAAUCCGGUAGGAUCAGCACCGGUACCGCCUAUGUAUGAUAAUAACAGCAAUAAUAUUAACAAUAAUAGCAAUCCGUAUGCAAACUCGCCAAAAUUUGAUCGUAACGUUGGGUAUUUUGAUGAUAAGUAUGGUGGUUACACUCAGAACGGAUCUGAUUACGGGUCGGAUCUGUACAGUAAGCGACCUGAGAGCAGGUAUGAUGGUGGGUACGGGGACGGGGUUUAUGCUUACGAAGGAAGCAAAGUGGAGCCUUAUGGAGCGAGAGGCACGGCACCUAAAUCAUCGACUGGGUCAAACCUGUUUGAUGAUUAUGGAAGAGCUAUCAGUGUGGGCUCUGGGAAGGAUUCAUCGUCUGUUAGUUCGGGUUCGGGUAAGAUUGUGAGAGCUGUGCCAAAGGCAGAGUCACAGCAGGAUGUUAAGAGUGGAGUCCAAAAGUUUAGGGUGAAGUUAUUGGCUGAAUCUGGAGGCCAGAGCACAAUGGAAGUUCUUUGCCAGAUUGGUUUGGAUGGAAUACGUAUGCUUGAUCCCAAUACUGGUCGGACGUUGAGAAUUUAUCCUCCUGAGAACAUAACGAGAUGUGAUAAAACCGAUUCUUCUACCUUUGCUUUCUGGUCCAAGAGCUCUGUGGAUAUUGAACCAAGACGUAUCAGAUUACAAUCAAAUAGUUACACUACCAACACUCUUCUUGACACUGUAACAGCUGCAAUUGUGCAGUUCAAGGAGAUGGGUGGGAGCAGGAGGCCUGCUGAAUCUUCUAAGGCAGUUGAGCCAGUCACAGACAAGAAGAAAGGGUUUGACUGGAUGAACCUUAUAAAGCCAGGAAUUGAAGAGAAAGAUCAUUGGGUCCCUGAUGAAGCCGUUUCAAAGUGUACAGCAUGUGGGACAGAUUUUGGGGCUUUUGUGCGAAGGCAUCACUGCAGAAACUGCGGAGACAUUUUUUGUGACAAAUGCACCCAUGGUAGAAUUGCUCUUACUGCUGAUGAGAAUGCUCAGCCUGUUAGAGUUUGUGACCGAUGCAUGGCGGAGGUGACUCAGCGGCUGAGUAAUGCAAAGGAAGCAACUAGUAAACCUGCAGGUUUGCAGUCACAUGAAGAUCUUGCAAGGAAGCUUCAGGAGGAAAUGGAAAAGAAUCGCAAGGCAUCAUCAGGAUCGAAGUCGGAUGGUUCUGGAAGGCGGAUGAAGGAAGUUGCAUGUCCUACUUGCACGGUCCAUUUGCAGGUCCAGGUUCCCAGCUCGGGUUCUGAGACCAUCGAGUGUGGAGUCUGUCAACACCCGUUUCUCGUCAGUGCUCACUGAUUUUGCGUCGAGUUUGGUGAAGAAAUGCGUCUAUUCCCAAGAAAAUGAUAUUCUAAUUUAGAACUUAAUUGAGAUCAGGCGCUGAAUGUGUAUAUGGUUUUAUAAUUUGCUCAUUUUCGUUCACAAUAUGCUGUGGAUAUAUGGGUUUGUGAUUUGAAACAUGGGUUUGUAAUUUCAACUGUGCAUUUUUAUGUUAAAUUCAACAAAGAUAAAAAUAAUCCGAUUGAUUGUUGGGAGAUU